Messenger RNA from Entrophospora sp. SA101, 153 nucleotides. Lineage: Eukaryota; Fungi; Glomeromycota; Glomeromycetes; Entrophosporales; Entrophosporaceae. The record is from the annotation of a GenBank genome assembly.
AUGACAACAGGAAAUUUUACAAUCGAAGAUUUAGCAAAGAAUCUAAUUCAUAAACUUGAUCGUGGUAAUAUAUUCCCACCGUAUUAUGACGACCCAGAAAUUUUUAUUGCAAAGCUUUUAGCUACAACCACUUCUUAUCCCACCAUCAAAUGA